AUGGAGCAGAGUGAGCGACAGCCCUUGCUCUCUUCAUCCAGCCGAAACAAUGACUCGCAACCAAUAUCACUCGGUGAUCCACGCGUUGAAAUACCCACCGAGUUCCCAGAGAACCUUCCCGGCUCAAGUCCUGGGAAGAAUCUCACCUGGACCAGUGCAUACAUUCUUGUCGUGUCACGCGUCAUCGGCAGCGGCAUUUUCGCGACGCCAGGAUCCAUCGUGAAAUCUACCGGGAGUAUCGGUCUAACUCUCCUAGUAUGGAUCUUCGGUACUAUUCUCGCAGCAUGUGGAAUGGCCAUCUCGAUGGAAUAUGGUUGCAUGUUGCCUCGGUCGGGAGGGGACAAGGUGUACCUGGAGCACACCUAUCCCCGACCGAGAUUCCUUGCGUCUACGCUUAUCGCCGUGCAGGCAGUGCUGCUGGGUUUCACUGCUAGCAAUUGCAUAAUUUUCGCAAAAUAUACCCUUUUCGCAUUAAGUGUCGAGCCAACUGAUCUGCAGCAUAAAGCGCUUGCGGUCGGCCUUUUGACUACGAUUAUCAUUAUUCAUGGGCGCUUUUUGAAGACGGGAAUCGCGAUUCAGAAUGCCCUAGGCUGGGUGAAGAUCUUUUUGAUCGGUGCGAUGUCGCUGACAGGCAUUUGGGUUUUACUUCUUCGAUUUUUCGGCAAUUCCCAUCAUAUCAUUCCCCAGGAAAGUUUCACCAGUACUCUGUCGUGGGAUUACCUAUGGGAAGGUUCAAAUUGGAGUUGGGGUCUUUUGUCGACGGCCAUUUUCAAGGUCAUGUACUCCUACGCAGGACUGAAUAACAUCAACAACGUGCUCAAUGAAGUACAAAAUCCGGUACAGACAGUCAAAACCGUCUGUCCAUCGGCAUUACUGACCGCUGGCGGUCUUUACUUGCUGGCCAACACAUCUUACCUGCUGGUUGUGCCAAUAGACGACAUCAAGAACAGUGGUGAAUUGGUAGCUGCACUACUGUUUGAGCGCUUAUUCGGUGAUCAUAUUGGGAGAACACUGCUUCCACUUGCCAUUGCCAUCUCAGCAGCAGGCAAUGUGAUGGUCGUAACAUUCGCUCAUGCUCGAGUCAAUCAAGAAAUUGCUCGCCAGGGAUUCUUACCCUGGCAGAACCUCCUUUCCUCCUCACGUCCAUUUGGAACUCCACUUGGUGGUCUACUAGUGCACUAUAUUCCAUCCGUGCUGGUCAUCUCUAUACCGCCACAAGGAGACGUCUACAAUUUUAUCUUAGAUGUGGAGGGAUAUCCAGGCCAGCUCUUCGCUCUCGCAAUUACCGUCGGUCUCUUGAUUCUCCGGUAUAGAGAGCCAAACCGUCCUCGGCCUUUCAAAGCGUGGCUACCAGCUAUCUGGAUCCGCAUUGUGGUUUGUCUGGCGUUGCUGGCAGCGCCAUUCAUCCCACCACCGAAUUGGCAGGGCGAUGUCGACUUCUUCUACGCAACCUAUGCUAUUGUGGGAAUAAGCGUGAUCCUUUUCGGGGUGCUCUACUGGUAUAUAUGGACCGUACUUCUUCCUCAACGCGGGGGGUAUACAUUGGAGGAGGCAGUGGAAACGCUGGACGAUGGUACGAAUAUUACGAAACUUGUCCGCUCUUACGAUAUUAUUCGAUGA
This is a messenger RNA of Penicillium subrubescens, 1620 nucleotides long. RefSeq names its product putative methionine permease. Bases 1 to 1620 code for a protein of 539 amino acids. Gene Ontology annotation, molecular function: L-amino acid transmembrane transporter activity. The transcript has 4 exons. Gene Ontology annotation, biological process: amino acid transmembrane transport. Gene Ontology annotation, cellular component: membrane. NCBI's taxonomy places the organism in Eukaryota, Fungi, Ascomycota, Eurotiomycetes, Eurotiales, Aspergillaceae. The record is from RefSeq and is a predicted model, not a curated record.